Messenger RNA from Rodentolepis nana, 1653 nucleotides. Lineage: Eukaryota; Metazoa; Platyhelminthes; Cestoda; Cyclophyllidea; Hymenolepididae. The record is from the annotation of a GenBank genome assembly.
AUGGAGAUGAGCGCUAUUUUUAAAGCUUUGUCCAAUUAUGUAACACAGAGCCAGAUUGACGAAAUUCGUCUCGGACCGGAGAGGGAGAUGCUGACUGAUCUCAAACGUCGCUAUGCAGCCGGUGACGGUCUUCAAUCCCUUGAUGCACAAGGAGCUGCUCCAAUCCACAUCGCCGCUGCUUGUGGCUACGUAGAGGUGAUACGAUACUUACUCCAAUUGGGUUUGGACUCCCAACUACCAGAUCAAGAUGGCUGGCUCCCUAUACACAUCGCCGUUUCGUUUAAUCUGCAUGCCACUACUCUUGCGUGCCGCUGUGAUGAGGAGAUGCAGCGUAGACAAGCCUUGCAAAGACAUCAGCAUCUUAUUGACAAACGUUCUGGUUCAGUUCAAUACUCCUUGAUACGUGUCGAACGAACUGUGUGUGACCAACCUAACCAGGUGCUGGAAGUUAUCGAGACCCUAGUGGCCUAUGGAGCUGAUUUGAACGCUACCACAAAGAAUGGUCAAACAGUUUUUGAUAUCUGCGACUCUAAGGAAUUGCAGAUGCGUCUAAAGGAGGUUUGGGACAGACGAGAGGAUUUGCGGAGCGCGGUGAAAAAGACCACCCUUUCCAUGAACAAUAAUGGUAACUCCAACUUCGUCAGGGGCUUCGGUUCCUCUCGAAGAAAAAGCAAUACCUCCAUCAUGCGAACAUCGAUGCGUGAAAAGCGUCGAAUGACCCUGGCGGAUGCAGAGAAGGAACGUCAGUUGGCCAGUGCGGUGGCGAGCAAGGAAAAUGGAGAAUCGACGGAGAGAGUUUCCAGCAACUCAGCAGCCACACCUUCCUCGCCAAAGUCUCCCAAUGUAAAUGCGAAUACCGCAAAUAACAACAACAGUAGUUAUACUUUGGAUGGACAGAAGUCCUCAACCAGUGGUUCAGACUCCAAACGGACACCUGAGGUGAAUGGAAUCGGGUCAACAAUGACACGGAGGGGAAAUGAUAGUAGCACUACAGUUCCUAGUGUUCCACCUCGAAACACUCGGCCCGUGAGGUCAGGAAACGGCUUUGUGGCUUCACCACAAUCCAUGAACACAUCCACCUCGGCAUCAACGAACGGCCAACGCACCAAAAUCUCUUCACCUUCCACUCCCACUGAUAGCAGCACCGUAACAUCCAAUUCUUCAGCUUCCAAUUCAUCUUCCACUUCCUCUUCCACCACAGAAACCCCAGAUUCAGAAUCCAGUGAUUCCUCUCGUUCCAACUACGUUCGUCCCAUGCAACGGAAUUCCAAUGGCCAAAUGGUUCCCAUUGUCAACACAACCAAUAACAACGACUUAGUUCGUUCACCGCUAAGUCAACGAUCUCGACCUACACCCCCUUCGCGUGACAACCGAAGUAGAACACCCGGGCGCUCGGAUGCAUCUAUGGGUUCUCCAAACCAUUAUGGUUCUCCCAAAGGUCCCAGGUCCAACACCACAGCGGCUGCACAGUUGCCUCCUUUAAACCAUUCUGUUCUCCGUCAAGGCCCCCUUCCACAACCACCACAGAAUGAGAUUCCCAGAUCGAACAUGAAUAGUGUAACUCCAUCCUCGAAAUUUGUAUCCACGGAGACCCUGAAUUCAGUUAAUGGAGAGCAAAGGCGUAAACCUUUCCUAUGCUGCCAUACCAUGUGA